Molecule: messenger RNA, 1053 nt
Organism: Stereum hirsutum FP-91666 SS1
Lineage: Eukaryota; Fungi; Basidiomycota; Agaricomycetes; Russulales; Stereaceae
Exons: 1
Coding region: 1-1053 (350 amino acids)
Source: RefSeq, a predicted model, not a curated record
AUGGACGAUCAUUCCGAGCCUGCUCUCAAGUUUUUUGCCACAUGUCUCGCUAACCAGCACGCAACCCUCCCCAUCUUGGAACAUCUAUCUAUGGCUGGAGGACCCUCUGAUUUACGCCUCCCAUGGGUCAACUCAUUCUUGGAACGCCUGGAGGCUUCUCCACAGCUUCAUUCCCUUCACAUCGCCGACUGGUAUGAGAUUGUCGCGUCAGACCUCCUUCCGUGGCGCUCCAUUCGUCAAUUUCGUCUCCGCUACUACUAUGACCGCAACACCGAUGGCGUCGACUUAAACUUGAAUGGUAUCCUGAAACGCGCAAAGGAAUGUCCUCACCUCACCAUGCUGGAUAUCGGUACUCUCUGUAUCUACUAUCUCGGUGAUAAGAUCAAUCCGCCCGUACCUCUGUCGCACCUCCGGACGCUUAAGCUAUUCCUCCCACACCAUGAAGAUUUCGUCACAAUCCUUCAGUCCAUCAAAGCCGUUCACCUAGAAUCACUCAUCCUCUGCGUCCAGAUGAUGUGUGCUUAUGAAAAUCGUCCCCCUCCCAUAGUGGCGCAGUGUCUUGAUCACUAUGCCCUUACGCUACGUGCUCUGAAGAUCCCCGCUUUCAUCAGCACACAUCCCGACGAAGUCGGAUCCGCUUUCCAAAACCUGCGCAACUUGGAGUCCCUUACGCUACUGGAUUUCUUCGUUCAGCAGUACAGUACCAACGCCUUGGACUCUCUCAUCUUGGUGUUUGACGAUUCGGGCCAGUUGGUCCGGGGAAAGAAUCUCGCGCUGAAGCAUUUCGAGAUCGACUUUGUCGGGUUUUGGCCCCAAAAACAGGUCAAUGAUGCCUUUGUUGCCAGCUUACUUCAGGUUAUCACAUCGCGAUGGUAUAUACCGGUUGGUGCACGGUCCAACGAUGGACAACCCAUUCAGCGUCUCUGUUCCUUCCACGUAAAACGCGAUUCUCCUCUUCCUCUCGAUGGCCUGCUGCAGGAAUAUCCUGUGGAGUACGAGCGUAUCAAACAGUGCUGGAGGGAAGGAUUAACGAGGGAGUUUGUUUCUGAAUAG